Dibothriocephalus latus is the source of this 555-nucleotide messenger RNA. The record is from the annotation of a GenBank genome assembly. NCBI's taxonomy places the organism in Eukaryota, Metazoa, Platyhelminthes, Cestoda, Diphyllobothriidea, Diphyllobothriidae.
AUGUCGCUGCCGCCGUUCAUUUUGACGGACAUCAAACAGAGACGCGCUGGAUGGAUGACUUAUUGGCGAGAAGACGAUGCCAAGACCCCGACGCUUGCCUAUCAUUUCCUCCGAUUUCUCUCCAAAAGCUGCUUGCUUUCCAUCGCUGCUGGCGACGGUGGUAUUGCUGCUGUUUCUAAACAAUACCCCCUAAGAGCAGCCGUUAUCACUGGUGCAUACCAGGGCUUUACUAUUAUUUCUGUUGAAAUUCCUUUUGGAAGUAAAAUAGCCAAAAUAACAGAGCAGGUCGCCGUCGGCGGCGGCGGCAACGGUGGUACCAUUUUCCGGCAAUACCUCCCCAGAGCAGCCGUCAAUUUUAAUUUCUGCAUUUUGUGCCUGACUCGUGUGAGCGCCCUGAGACCUGAAGUAUUUUGGAAACAACACUGUGCAUACAAUAGCGCACGAGUCGACACAGUCACUGGAGUGACCGUUGCUGCUGCCGCUGCUGUAGCAGCGAGGUCAAAAGCCCUCCGCGCAAAACAAAAGCAGUAUCCUUCCGCUCCGGUGAACUUUUGA